Molecule: messenger RNA, 1475 nt
Organism: Drosophila takahashii
Lineage: Eukaryota; Metazoa; Arthropoda; Insecta; Diptera; Drosophilidae
Gene: Tango9
Product: transport and golgi organization 9
Biological process (GO): pyrimidine nucleotide-sugar transmembrane transport
Cellular component (GO): intracellular membrane-bounded organelle; Golgi membrane
Molecular function (GO): pyrimidine nucleotide-sugar transmembrane transporter activity
Source: RefSeq, a predicted model, not a curated record
GUUACGUGGCAUUGUAUAGAACUGGGGAAGGGCAGUCGGUUAUCAACCUGGCCGCACAUUUUUCCACUUAUCACUGCGCAGUCACAAAACCGAAUUGCACAAAGAACGUCAAUAAAUAUUUGUAAAUCGAAUUAGCGAAAACUGCACCCAGAAGUUAAUUUUCCGCCGCAGAAUGGAUCAUCGGGUUUUUCUGUCGCUGAUCUUUGUGCUGAGCGGCACCUUCAACGUUCUGGUGGUGAAGUGGGCUAGUCAAGAGCAGGUGACUGGCAGCGAUGGAAAACUCCAUGGAUUCCAGCAUCCGGUGGUUUUCACCCUGCUCAUGUUUCUCGGCGAGUUCCUGUGCUUCCUGGUCUUCAAGCUCAUCCGCCUGAUCUCCAAUCGUCGGGGAGUCAUCUCCGAUCUGGAUACCAUCUUAACCCCGGACAGCAGUGAGUUCAGCCCUCUGAGCAUGAUCCUGCCCACCGUGCUGGAUACGAUUGCCUCCAUUCUGCUGUUCACCGGACUUUACUUGACUUACGCCACCAGCUUCCAGAUGAUAAGGGGUGCCGCCCUGGUCUUCGUGGGCAUCUUUAGUACCAUGUUCUUGAACCACACGCUCACUGGACGCCACUGGCUGGCCAUCUUCACCAUUUCCUGCGGCGUCUUCAACAUUGUCUGCAUGGACGUUCAGCGAGUGGGCUACGACCUGGUCUUAUUGCCGUACACCGACCAGAAAGCCAUCCUGACCGGCGACUUGCUUAUUAUUAUUGCUGAAAUUCUGCACGGUCUGCAGUAUGUUUACGAGGAGAAGCAGCUCAAGACCUCGAAUGUGGCCCCUCUGCAAGCUGCCGGUUGGCAGGGAAUUUUCGGAUUGGUCAUCACCUCGCUUUUGGCCAUUUGUAUGCACUUCAUGCCCGCCGUGAGUCCCUUUAGCGAGAGUUCGCGUGCUGUCUUCGACGAUUUGAGUGAUCUCCUUGAGGGACUCAAGGAGAAUCCCUCCUUGAUUACGGCCCUGAUUGCCUUCACCGUCUCCUGUGCCCUGUACAACUUCAUUGGCCUCUUCAUUGCGAUGUACUCGUCCAGCGCCAACCGCCUAUUGGCCGAUGGCCUGCGCGUAUACUUUAUCUGGGUGUUCGUGAUUGUCAUGGAGUGGGAGAUUAUGAAUCUCAUCACCAUCAUGGGCUUCAUCGUCCUGCAAAUGGGCAUCGUUCUCUACCGGCAGGCCCUUUUCCUGGACUGGUAUCGAGCUGCCAUAGCUCACUGGCAUCGCACUCGCUACGUUGAUUUGAAUUCGGAGAAUGCGGCUGUUCCGAACAGCCGACCAGCGGAUGUGAUCUAAGGAAACGGAUUGAAAGGACUCUUGGCAUCCGUACAAGAUGGUUUGUGAUAAGAGAGAUGGGCUGCAAUCAACCCUGGGCUGAUUCUUCAAAAUUACUAAUCGAUUAUAAAAGUUUAACAUGUAGAUCCAUUAAGCAAAUACACACAUGAAAUGUUAA